Messenger RNA from Columba livia (rock pigeon), 3159 nucleotides. RefSeq names its product corneodesmosin-like. Lineage: Eukaryota; Metazoa; Chordata; Aves; Columbiformes; Columbidae. Bases 1918 to 3159 code for a protein of 413 amino acids. The transcript is spliced from 3 exons. The record is from RefSeq and is a predicted model, not a curated record.
AAUGGCCCGUGCGGGGGGCUGGGGGAGCCGUGACGCAGCCCUGGGGGGAGGCACAGGGCCGGUGAACGAGCUGUGCCCGUGGGCUCCUGCUGGUCCCGGCACUGGUCUGGGAGCUGUUACAGCACAGCCUGGGCGCUUAUGGAGCCGUCCUGCCCCAAACUAACAGCAGUCUGAGGAAACAACCUCUUAAAAGCCCAUUUUGAAGGAGCAUUUUCAAAUAACACCGAGAACCUUCACCAGGGCGUGCUCGACCAGCCCUGGUGGGUGUGUGGGGGGGCCCUGGGGUUCAGAUCUGCACUGUCUCGCUGACACUCUGUGUCACCCCUUUACAGAUAUUGUCCCCAGUCACUUGUGGCCCUCGCCCAUUUGGUCACUGGCCGUGGUGGGAUCACUGUGGUGAUGGAAUCACUUUGGUCAUUCGGAUCUCUUUUGGUGACUGAUCACUUUUGGCACUAGGAUAUUUAUAUACAUUAGAUACAUAUUUUUAAAAAGUGAGGGUAGAAAAGACCAUCUAGCGGCUCUCAAGGGCCAGUGCCCUCCCCAGCAGUGUGUGCUCCCCCCACCCUAGAAAUAAUACCUAGAAAAUUCUUCCAGUGCGAUUCUCAGGGGAGCCCCCGCUCCCAACGCCCUGUCCUGGGACCCCCGCUGACCCCCCCACGUCCGCCAACCCAGUCUGGUCUCUGGCCGUCCAUGGUGGCCGUGGCUUUCUGGGGGGCAGGGGGCGGUGGAGGCCGUGGGCGGUGGGUGAGGAGGGGGCAGCCAGGCGGGCUGGGGGUUGUAGGGCGAGGAGGCCCAGAAGGGGCUGAAGCUCCCGGGGGCACAGGCCAUGGAACGAUGGGGCUGUUGCUGCUCUGCCUGCUCUCUGGGUUUCGCAGCUUGGAGAAGGUGGCCAGAGCCACGCGGCGUGGCUGGCGUGUUGCUGGGGGUGCACAUCUGCGGGGCCGUCAGAUUGGCCAUGGAUGGUUUUUUGGAGUCCCAGCCUGGCAACCUCCCCAUCACUGGAGAUCUGGCUGCAUCCCGCACCAGGUGCUGGUGCACACAGGAGCCAGUCACUGCACAUCUGCCACCAAGGGGAAUCGCCUCCGAGGCCAACUGUGCCGUGGGGAAAGGAAAGGGUUAAACAUCAGAAGAGUUUGAUUUAGUACACAACACGGAUAAAGCCAUUCUCUCUGCCAUUAAAACUGAGGGUAUUUAAUUCAGUAAAGUGAGAUUUCAUUCCCCAUGACUUGGCUGGUUGUAUUUUGAAUCUGGGCACGGGCUGCAGUGACCUGCAACGAAAUACGAGGUGUCACCAGCUACAAUGUAGGUGUUAAAGUGGGAAAGGCAGGAGGGAGCCUCAGCAUCUCCCAUCCCGUGGAUAACUUCAUCACAAAGGACCAGGGCGGCGCCCGCUGGCUCCUGGGGCGGCUGUUGCCGGGCAACAGAGACACUAUAUUGUCCCCUGUCACCUGUGCCCCUCGCCCAUUUGGUCACUGGCCGUGGUGGGAUCACUUGCCGUGGUGGGAUCACUGUGGUGGUGGACUCAUUUUGGCAGUUGGACCACUUUUGGUGGUGGGAUCACUACUGGUGGUUGCAUCACUUUUGGUGUUGGGAUCACAUUUGGUGGUUGCAUCACUUUUGGUGUUGGGAUCACAUUUGGUGGUUGCAUCACUUUUGGUGGUGGAAUCGCUUUUGGUGGUUGAACCGCUUUUGGGUGGUUUGGUCACUUUCGGCACUUGGAUCGCUUUGGUGACUGGAUCGCUUUCAUCACUCGGAUUGCUUUCGGAACUUGGAUCUGUUUUGGUGACUGAUCGCUUUCUGUGGCAAGAAGGAGCAGGAGAAAGGCUGCUGGCUGUCCAUCCCUCCAAGAUCACCUCCGGACAGAAAAGCUCCUGUCUCCCUACUUCGGGUUCAGUGUUUUCACGCAGAACAGCAGUGAUGGCCACACGCAGUCUGUUGGAAAUGCUGGACGCUGCCAUCGGGACACCCCAAGUUGGGGUUGUGGAUUUCGUGGCGCUCCACAAGCUGCUGAAAGCCAUGAUCAUCGGGCAGCAGGGUCAGCAGGAGCUGCAGUGCAGCCUGGCAGAGGACAUGCGGGCCAUGCAGAAGGCGCACUCUGGCAUGGCAGAGGACAUGCGGGAGAUGAAGGAGGCGAUGCAGGAGGCGCAUUCUGGAAUGGCACAGGACAUCCAGGAGAUGAAGGAGGCGCAUGUCGGCCUGGCAGAGGACAUGCAUGCCCUGCAGGAGGCGCAUUCCGGCCUGGCCGAGGACAUCCAGGAGAUCCAGGAGACACUUGGCCUGGAGGGCGGUGGGGGCCAGUCUGCCCCCUCCGAGCCCACCCAGGUGGCCAUGGACAGCCAGGCCAGGAAGAGCUCAGCACUGGGGCCGAAGGGACGUGGGACACAGCCUGGGAUGGAGACCGGCAAGGGGACUGCAGGGUCUGGCUCCCUGGGGAUGCAAGCAGGGACACAGGGGGAACCAGCGACCCCUGUGAAGUUGUCAGGCGCUCCCUCUGAUCACACGAGGUCUAUUGGUGCCGGCGCCACCACCCCGGGGAUGCAGCCAGGAUCACGGGGCACCCAGGCCACCACCCGCCUGGGGACACAGCCAGGGGCCCCUGACACCCAGGCCAGCACCUCGGGGAUGCAGCCAGGAUCCCCUGGGACCCACACCACCACCCCUGGGGUGCAGCCUGCGUCCUCCAGAUCCCAAGCCACCAUCCCAGGCGAUGCCCAAGAGCCGGCCAAGCCCUGGGGCUCCACCAGCACCUCCAGCUACGAGUCGGAGAUGCGGGAGGUUCUCUCACAGGUUGGGCAGCUCGGCAACGUCUACGCUGGUCUGAAGGAGGAGGUGGAACAGCUUAAAUCUACAAAAGCAGAACGUGCAGAUCUUGAGAACGUGCGCCAGCUUUUCCCGAAGGGAGGCCGGCAGAGCAUCACCAGCAUCCUGGCCGACCUCAAGUGCCAGAUGUCCUUCCUACAAGACAUGGCCAGGGCCCUCCGCGGGGAGGAGGAGAAGGUGAGCCGGCAGCAGUCCCCGAGGGGCUGCGGGGAUGCCAGUUUGGGCAGGGAGGGGGCAGCGAAAGGGUCCCCGUGCCGGAAUGACACAGGGGGCUGUGCCCUUACCGCCCCCACUGCCGUUCCCAGAUCAGCAAGGUGGAGGAUGCUCCCAGAAAGAUGA